Messenger RNA from Perca flavescens (yellow perch), 1565 nucleotides. RefSeq names its product family with sequence similarity 107 member B (gene fam107b). Lineage: Eukaryota; Metazoa; Chordata; Actinopteri; Perciformes; Percidae. The transcript is spliced from 4 exons. The record is from RefSeq and is a predicted model, not a curated record. Bases 312 to 716 code for a protein of 134 amino acids.
AUGACAGAGGAGGAGGAGGAGCCUUUGCGUGACGUCACGCCAUCCCUCCCACCCAGCUUCAAUCUACAUUUCCAAUGGGUCCUGACUGAGUGAACGUGUGUGUGUGCUACAGCUAUUGAGCAGUUUACAAAAUCAGAGUCUCGCAGACAGACACACCUCAAGCCUCAAGAAGUGUUCCGGAGACGCACUGAUGUGGCCUGAACCACUUUGUCAUUUUAAAUAUUAAACAGUUCGAGUUGGAGAAGUCGCGUCGGGGUCGACUUUGAGAUCCGUGUGACCCUGGUCUAUCGCUGUCACCGGGAAGGAGUGUCAUGGCGGAGCCCGACUACCUGGAGGGAGACUGUGAUGAGCUCAUCAAACCCAAGAAGUUAAGCAACCCAGUCAAGAGCUCCCGUAACCACCAGGACCUGCACCGAGAGCUGCUCAUGAACCAGAAGAGGGGUCUGGCUCCUCAGAACAAACCCGAGCUCCAGAAGGUUAUGGAGAAGAGAAAGAGGGAGCAAGUUCUCAAGGCUCAGAAGGAGGAGCAGGAGGCCCACAAGAAGAGGAGCGACCUAGAGAUAGAGCUCAUGAAAAGACAACAGAAACUAGAGCAGCUGGAGCUGGAUCAACAGAAAAAUGAGGAGGAACAGGAGAACACCCCUGAGUUUGUUAAGAUGAAGAGCAACCUGCGCAGGACCAAGCAGGAGAGCGAUGGGGAGGAACGGACCACCUAAAAACCAGCAGGGGUGUCUGGGUCUGGCUGAUUGUGUUUCUGAGAGUGUGUUGUCUGUGGUGCACGGUGCUGACCUGACCGUGGUCCGAGAUGAACUUCCUGCCUUCCCCAACCUAGCUGUUCCAUCCCGCAGUGAGGAGAGAGACUUUACAGACUAAAGACCCCCUCUGUCUGCCUGCCACGGACUGCCAGCACUCGCCUCUGCUGCCCACACCCAUCCGGCAGCACACAGCACCCCCUGCAGGAGGGACCUAACACAGACAUGUUACAUGUUAAAUGCCUUUCAACGAGGGCAAGCAAGCUUCCAAUGAGCUCUGAUGAAGAAACAACCAAACACACACACACACACACACACACACACACACACACACACAGGAGUUUUCAUCCCAUUUCUUUUCACUCCUCUCUCCUCAGCAAGCUGUCGUUUCUCUUUACUGUUAUCAAUGUUGUUGUUGUUGUUGUUUUUUUUGUUCUCAUCUUCAGAAUCAAAUAAGGAAAAGUGGACACUGGAUGGACUCUUGAAGCUGUGUAAUGUAAAAGCCAAACAAAUGUGCUUUUGUUAUUUAUGUUUGUAGCUUUUAGCCCAGGUAUAGGGAAGGACACUUUUUAGUUGUUCUGCAUUUUAGCUUGUUUUACAGCAUAGUUUAUGAAGACAGAACAGGACAAAGGGAGUGUAUGGUUGUAUGAAACACUCAUGUUUGCUUUAUUAUUAUUAUUUUUUUAAUUCUAAACAUGCCAUUUCCUCAGCUAAUGCAAUUUGGAGCAAUAGUAGAACUCCCAGGCAUGAGAGUGACCUUUUCUUUAUAUAUUCUGUUGUUUUGUAUAAAUAAAAGUGUUACUACUAAUUUAA